This is a messenger RNA of Larimichthys crocea (large yellow croaker), 1339 nucleotides long. RefSeq names its product dimethylarginine dimethylaminohydrolase 1 (gene ddah1). Gene Ontology annotation, biological process: arginine metabolic process; positive regulation of nitric oxide biosynthetic process. The transcript has 6 exons. Lineage: Eukaryota; Metazoa; Chordata; Actinopteri; Sciaenidae. Gene Ontology annotation, molecular function: amino acid binding; dimethylargininase activity. The coding region runs from base 307 to 1155 and encodes 282 amino acids. Gene Ontology annotation, cellular component: mitochondrion. The record is from RefSeq and is a predicted model, not a curated record.
UUCAGCUCCACUGUCACUUGUUGGGCUGAACGCCUCGCUGACGGCUGACUCGGGGGUUACACGUGAUGAUCGGUGCGCGUCACUGAAGCGCCGUCGCUUGCCCGGAGACUGGAGCAGGGCUGACUGACACUGUUUGUAGCAGGCUACUGUAAAUAAAGAGUACACACCCAACAAACUAACAGGGAACAAAUAAGCAAGCCAGGCAGCGUCGGGGUAACUGAUAGCAGUUUCUUUCAUUCAUUCGCUCAGUUGUCUGUUAGGGUGUUUUUCAGGUUUGAGCGUGCCAAGUGAAAGGCAAAGCAAAACAUGGCUGGUUUAAUGGCAGGCUUUGGUCACUAUACCCACGCUGUCGUCCGGGGAAUCCCCGCAUCCCUGGCCAAAGAAGCGCUUCGGAGCAGCCCGGUGGAGGUGGACCUGGCCGCCGCGCAUAGGGAGCACGAAUCGUACGUCGAGGUCCUGAAGACGAAGCUCGGGCUGGAGGUGGUCGAGCUCCCCGCGGACGAGUCGCUCCCGGACUGCGUGUUCGUGGAGGACGCGGCCGUAGUCUGCGGUGACACGGCGCUCAUUACCAGACCCGGGGCAGAGAGCAGGAGGAGAGAGGCAGAGGUCAUGAAAGGAGCGCUGAAGGAUCUGAAUCUGAACAUUGUGGAAAUGACUGAUGAGAACGCCACACUGGAUGGAGGAGAUGUGCUUUUUACAGGUCGAGAGUUCUUUGUGGGCCUUUCCAAACGGACCAAUCAGAGAGGAGCAGAGAUCCUAGCAGAUGCCUUUAAGGACUACGCUGUGUCAACAGUGCCUGUGCUGGAAGGACUGCACCUAAAAAGUUUUUGCAGCAUGGGAGGACCAGGCCUCAUUGUCAUCGGCUCCAGUGAACCAGCACAGAAAGCCCUCAAAAUCAUGCAGCAAAUGAGUGACCACCGCUAUGACAAACUGACUGUGCCUGAUGACCUUGCUGCCAACUGUAUCUACAUGAACUUACCUAAUAAGGGACAUGUGCUGCUGCACUGCACAGUGGAGGAGUAUCCAGAGAGUGCGAAGGUGUUCGAGAAGUUGAAGGACCACAUGCUGAUCCCUGUGUCCAACAUGGAGAAGGUCAAAGUGGAUGGAGCCCUCACAUGCUGCUCUGUACUCAUCAACAAGAAGGCCAACAUCUGAACACACUCACCAGGGGAGUCUCUCAGUGCAUGGUAACCAAGCAGAGCCUGUAUCCGAUCACCAAGGAUCCCGAGGUUUAGCAAAACUAUCGUUGCAAGACGGAUAGGCAAGUUUGUUGUUACUGAGGGACAAAGAAAAUAUAUAUUGGAGGGACUCAUCUGCUCUCUGUUUUCCCCCAAAACAC